AGAGAAGAAAGAAAAUGAACUUAAAGAGAAGGAGGAGAAGGAGAAGAAAGAAAAGGAACUGAAAGAGAAGGAAGAGAGGGAGAAAGUGGCUGAGAUGGACAAAAAGAUUGCAGACAAGCCUAAGGAGGUAGCAAGACAACCUGAGGAAAAAGCAGCUGUGGAGCCUGUGGAGAAAGAAGCUGAAAAACCUGUGGAGGCUGAGAAGGAGCAAGAGGAAGUUGAGGAAGACGAGAAAGCAGGUGCAGGAGCAGCAAAGGAGAUCCCAGAGACCCGUGCUGCCAUUGAAUCAGUGGUGACAGUUGAAGACGAUUUUAUCACUGUGGUCCAGACUAUUGAUGAAACGGAGGAGCCGGGACACAGUGUUCGUUUCUCUGCUCCUCCUGAGGCUGAAGCCCUUUGUGUCGCUGCCCAGAAAGAGGAAGAGGAGGAAGAGGAGGAGUCUGUGGAGUUGGCCCAAGAAGCAGAUAUUGAGGCUGCCAGUCUAGAGGAGGUGGGUGAUGUUCCUGAGACCCCCGCCUCCCCUGAGAAGGGGGCUCAAACCGUAGAAACUGAAGGACCAACAGAAAGCUACGAUAGAGAUGAAACCACAAUGGAUGACUCCAUCCUGGACAGCUCCUGGGUUGACACACAAGAUGAUGAUAAGAGUAUGGCAACAGAGCAGAUUGAGCCUUUGCCCAAGAUGUCCAGCCCAGCCAAAAAGUCUGCUGUGGUCCAGAACAAGCAGACACAACAGAAGAAGGCAGAGAAACAGGAAAAGCUGGUCAAACCAAAGGCGAAAGGAGGGCGACCAAAAGGCCGAAUCUCCACACCAGAACGCAAACCUGUCCGCAAAGAACCAGUCUACAUCCCCAAAGAAGAAGUCAAGAAGAAAAAAGCAGUGAUAAGGAAGACUGAACUUAACAAAAAAAUGGAGACUCAGACUCAAUCCCCAUCCAAGAGGAGCGUGAUGAAACCAGCUGUCCGCCAGACCCGUCCCACCCAGCACCACUCCUGUCCUAGAAGGAGACCCACAGAGGCGAUACCAGACAGUCGUCAGCCUCUCAGUGUUGCCAGACAGUCCCGCGACAGAGCAUCAGAUGGUGGGUCAUGGAGCCCUGACAAGAGGUCCUCUCUACCACGACAUGGCUCAAUUCUGAGUCGCCGUGGAUACCAUGACCAGGAGGAGAGCUCCACCUCCAUCACCAGCUCCGGCUCCACGGCUCCUCGCAGACCCACAUCAUUUCGCACAGAGAUGAGGGCAGAGCAUAGGACAGGACGAGCCCCAAGUAUGACAGUUACAGAAGCAGUGCGUUCCCGUUCAGCUCGCAGUGGCCACUCCACCCCCCGCACCCCUGGCUCCACAGCCAUCACCCCAGGAACCCCUCCCAGCUACUCGUCGUCCUCAAGGACCCCUGGAACCCCGCGCUCCCUCAGCUUGAUUUCCCAGGAGAGGAAGGUGGCUGUGGUCCGCACCCCACCCAAGUCGCCUGCAACGACGCCUAAGCAGCUCCGCAUCAUCAACCAGCCACUGCCUGACUUCAAGAACAUCAGGUCCAAGAUUGGCUCCACAGAGAAUAUCAAGUACCAGCCUAAAGGAGGACAGGUGAUGAUACAGAACAAGAAGAUAGACUUGAGCCAUGUGACCUCCAAAUGUGGCUCUCUAGACAACAUCCAUCAUCGGCCAGGAGGCGGUAAUGUGCGUAUAGAGACUGUGAAGUUGGACUUCAAAGACAAAGCCCAAGCCAAGGUGGGUUCCCUGGAUAAUGCUCACCACACUCCUGGUGGAGGCCACGUCAUGAUUGAGAGCCACAGGCUGUCGUUUCGCGACCACGCCAAAGCACGAGUGGACCAUGGAGCUGAGAUCAUCGUCCAAUCUCCGGGCCUGUCCGGCUCAGUGUCUCCCCAGCGCCAUCGGGACAGCCACCUAUCAUCCUCCGGCAGUCUCAACAUGAUGGAUUCGCCGCAGUUAGCAACCCUGGCUGAGGAUGUCACUGCAGCUCUGGCCAAGCAGGGUUUGUGAACACUGGAUCUCUGGAUACCUGCUCUGCACCCCAGACAUCCUCACCCUGAUCCCUUUCAGACUUUUCUGCCCACUUCUGCCACCCUGAGGCCAACCUCAGCUAAACCACAGCCUCUAAACAUCUCCACUUAAAGAUCCAUCACUCAACUUAUAAGUAGAGACUCGAAUUAGGAGCUACUGUAUGGUCCUCUUUAUUUCCUGUCUAUUUUAAAUCCAAAUAUGUGCUGUUUCUGAUUCAUUUAGUUGGCCUCCCUCUUUUUGAAUGAAGUUGCAUAGAAUAGUUCAGUCUGAGCACUGGUCCUAGAU
Molecule: messenger RNA, 2305 nt
Organism: Morone saxatilis (striped sea-bass)
Lineage: Eukaryota; Metazoa; Chordata; Actinopteri; Moronidae
Product: microtubule-associated protein 2-like
Exons: 10
Coding region: 95-1999 (634 amino acids)
Biological process (GO): neuron projection development; microtubule cytoskeleton organization
Cellular component (GO): neuron projection
Molecular function (GO): microtubule binding
Source: RefSeq, a predicted model, not a curated record